AUAUGGGGUGUUUUGGAAGUUCUUCAAGAAACUUGUAAUAGCCAACAUUCUCUGCUAUUUUAACUGAGAUUUUUGAACUUGUACCAAGAGAGGAAACUCUAAAAGAAUUCAACAAGAAAUCUGAAAUAAUGAAAUACUUUAAUGAGUUUGCUUGGGAGAAAAUAAAUCCUUAAUUUAAGUUGGAAGUAAAAACAUUGAUAGAUCACAUAGAAUCUUAUAAAAUUAGACUGAUUGAUUCUGCAUUAUAUGUAGAAAGUAAAAUAGUAAUAAUAAUAAACAAUAAACUAGAAACUAUCUUAAAAUCCUAUUAUAAUAAAAAUGUGCAUGCUCAUAUUAAAGGAGCUUGUACUUAAUUUAGAUAAGUUUAUAUAAUUGAAAGAGAUUAAUGUUUAGAAUCAUUUUCUUGAGGAAUCAAAAAUUGAAAUUAGUUAGAGGUCUAUUCAAAUAGAACACUUACAAACCUUAACCUAAGUAUCAGAUAACUUUUUAAAAUUUGAAUUAGCUUUCUCUAAUAUAAUUUCAUAGUUAAUAAAUGAUAAAAUGACAUAUGCAAUGUAAAAAAAAUAUAAUUUUUUAAGGGUUUGGUGGAAUGAAUUUCUAGAAACUUUGGAAUAAUUUUCAAAUAAGAAAGCAAAUAAGUAAUUUCAAAGUGAGAAUAUUUAAUGUAUAUUGACAUUUUUAGAAUAUAUAAUAGGAACUAAAUUAGGAUAUUAAGAUCAUUUGUAUAAAUUAUAAUUAUACUAGUGAAUGGGUCACAAAGACAAAUGAAGAGACAUAAACAGUCUAAGAAUUAUUAGAUAUUAUUUUAGAUCCAUUUAUAGUAAUGUCUGUUUAUAGAAAUGCUUUUCUAAGAAUUCCUUAAGAAAGAUUAUUUGUUACAAAAAAUUAAAAAACUCUCUUUAAUAUAUUAUUAAAAGAUCAUAAAAAGUAUGCUUCUUAACCUAUUUGGCACAAAUUAACAGAAACCUUUUUAGAGAGAGCUUUAAAUUAGUAGUUGUAUGAAGAAUUAUUUUAUAUGUUAUUCAAUAAUUUUGAUGAAGAUUAUUGGAAAAACCCUUCAGAUAUAUUUUAAAUUACUUCUAUUGUUUUAGAAGUAGCUAAGUAGAUUCAUUAAUUACCAAAUACUGAACUUUUUAUAUUUACUAAAUUAGUUGAUUAUUUAGACACCCCUAAUGAUAAGAAUGCAUUUGAAAGUCCUAGUGGUCCACCUUUAUUAAAAAAAACAUCAGAAUAUAAAAAUUUUAAUGUGAAUUCAAAUGUGAAAAACUCAAUUAUUAAAUUAUUAAUUAGUCUAUUUAAUUCCAUUGAGACAAAUCAAUUUAUUUUAUUCCAAUAAACUUAGACUAUAAAAGCUAUUCUUAAUAAUUUAAGAUCUAAUCCAGAGGUAGAAACUAUCAAUGAUACUAAACUUUGUUUAAUUGCGCUGCUUAAAUAAAUAUCAUCAGAUACUAAUAGUGUUCAGUCAUUUAUACAAUAAACACUUACUUUCUCUUAUAAUUAUAAUUUAAAUUUAAUCAAUAAUACAGCCAUUAAUAUUGAUAUUUUAACUAAUUUAUUAAUCAUUUUACAUGAAUGUAUAUUGUAACUUGAAACAUUUAAUUCAACAAUCAUUAUCACUGAAGAAAUGAUAGUCAUGUUAAUUGAAAUUUCUGAAAUUAAUCAUUAAAUUUCAUUAAAGUGUGCCCAAAUUUUAACAUCUUUAUUUCAAUUAGCAAGUAAAAUAAACUCUAAUGAAAAUAAUGAGAUUAAUUCAUAUCUUGUACCAAAUUCAAAUAUCAUUGGUUUAAGUGCAUAUUUUUUAUCAAGCUCUGUCUUAAUUAGUUAUAAUGAACCAGAAAAUGCAAAAACUUUAAUAAAUUAAUUUUUUGAUUUCAUUCCUGGAAGAUUAACAAAUUAAUAAAUAAUUUCAAUUAUUACCUAUUUAAUUGAUGAAUCCUCAAUUAAAUAAGGAAAUAGUAAAUUAGCAAAAUCUAAUAGAAAAGUGAAUUUUGACACAUAUAAAGAUAAAGAAUUAAGGUUAUGUAUGAUAAUUAAGUUAAUUUCAUUUAUGGAUGAUGAAAUCUCGAAAGAUUUUAAUGAACUUCUUUACUCUUUUCUUGGAGCAUAGUUUCAAAUUUACAAAAAAAAAGGAUUUGGAGCUUAGUAAAUAUAAAUUUCAUUAAAAGUUAGGAGUUAUCUAAUUUGUUAUAAAAAAACAAUAUUAAUACAGAAAUUUAAGAAAUAUUGUCAAAGUGCAUUUCAAUAGGUCCUAUAGAUUUUGAUAAAAUCAAGAAAUAAUUUAAGGAAAAUCUAUCUAAUUUGAAUAAUUACAAUGGAAUUAUAAAUUUAGAUGAUAUAUAAGUUAAAGAAGAUAUAGAGGUAAUAAUAAAAUUGAUGAAAAAUAGAGAGGAUCUAUUCUAAAUUAAUCUUUCCAAGUUCCCAGUCAUAUAGAAGUUUAAUUGGAUGAAAGUUUCGAAUAAUAAUUAUAAACAAUUAAAAAGUAAAAGUUGAAGUAAGAAAAAUUGGAACAUUUAACAACUGAAUAAAGGGAGAUGAUGGAAUAUUGA
Molecule: messenger RNA, 2546 nt
Organism: Paramecium sonneborni
Lineage: Eukaryota; Ciliophora; Oligohymenophorea; Peniculida; Parameciidae
Source: the annotation of a GenBank genome assembly